UAGUUACGGGAACACAGAUCAGAGAGGCACGCGUCGCCAGCAGCUGAGAUCCCGUUCUACAAAUCGACGGGCACGAUUUCUCGAUGAGAGAGUUGUGGAUUUAAAAGCAGAAUUUGAGGUGGGGUUUGAGGUCUAAAUUUUGAACACAAGGGCGCGAGAUCGGAGUGCCUUCUUCUUCCUCCCACCCCGAAAUUUUCAAGUCGAUACAUCUCUAAGACUAGUAACACAAAAUGGCCGAGGCUGAGGACAUUCAACCACUUGUCUGUGACAAUGGGACUGGGAUGGUUAAGGCUGGAUUUGCUGGAGAUGAUGCUCCAAGGGCUGUCUUUCCUAGUAUUGUUGGCCGCCCACGUCACACUGGUGUGAUGGUUGGCAUGGGUCAAAAGGAUGCAUAUGUUGGAGACGAGGCUCAGUCUAAGCGUGGUAUUUUGACCCUGAAAUACCCCAUUGAACAUGGUAUUGUGAGCAACUGGGAUGAUAUGGAGAAAAUUUGGCAUCAUACUUUCUACAAUGAACUUCGUGUUGCCCCAGAAGAACAUCCAGUUCUACUCACAGAAGCACCUCUGAACCCAAAGGCCAAUCGUGAGAAAAUGACCCAAAUCAUGUUUGAGACAUUCAACACUCCUGCCAUGUAUGUCGCCAUCCAGGCUGUUCUUUCCCUCUAUGCCAGUGGUCGUACAACUGGUAUUGUCCUGGACUCUGGAGAUGGUGUCAGCCACACUGUUCCCAUUUAUGAGGGGUAUGCUCUCCCACAUGCCAUUCUCCGUCUUGACUUAGCAGGUCGGGACCUCACUGAUGCUCUUAUGAAAAUCUUGACUGAGCGUGGCUAUUCCUUCACCACCACAGCUGAGCGAGAAAUAGUCAGGGACAUGAAGGAGAAGCUUGCAUAUCUUGCUCUCGACUAUGAGCAGGAGCUUGAAACUUCUAAGACAAGUUCUUCAGUUGAGAAAAGCUAUGAAUUGCCUGAUGGACAGGUGAUCACCAUCGGUGCUGAGCGAUUCCGUUGCCCAGAAGUACUUUUCCAACCAUCUAUGAUUGGAAUGGAAGCUGCAGGCAUUCAUGAGACUACAUACAACUCUAUCAUGAAGUGUGAUGUCGAUAUCAGGAAGGAUUUGUAUGGAAACAUUGUUCUCAGUGGUGGGUCUACCAUGUUCCCUGGCAUUGCUGACAGAAUGAGCAAAGAAAUCACGGCUUUGGCACCAAGCAGCAUGAAAAUCAAGGUUGUUGCUCCACCUGAGAGGAAGUACAGUGUCUGGAUUGGUGGAUCCAUCCUCGCAUCUCUAAGCACUUUCCAGCAGAUGUGGAUCGCAAAGGCAGAGUAUGAUGAAUCUGGUCCAUCAAUUGUACACAGGAAGUGUUUCUAGUGCUGCUGGAUGGGAGCGGUGAGAGUGCGAUGUCUAGUUUUAAGUAUAGCAAUUGCAGCUUGCAAGUUUUUCACUCUACCUUUGCUUGUCGCAACAAUGAACUACGAGACGUGGAGGUUACAAGAGAGAGUUUUAACUCUUUUUAGUUGUUAUUCUUCUGUAUUAACUGUUGAACAGUAUUAUUAGCUCAAUGCUAAGACAAAGCUCUCUGCAGUUUAUAAAUUUUUGGUUCUCCCACCUUUACUGAUUGAAAACUAAAAUGCCAUAUAAAUCUUGAGGGCUUCUCUGAUGAUUUAAUAAACUUUUCUUUUUCUGUC
Molecule: messenger RNA, 1681 nt
Organism: Rosa rugosa (rugosa rose)
Lineage: Eukaryota; Viridiplantae; Streptophyta; Magnoliopsida; Rosales; Rosaceae
Product: actin-like
Exons: 5
Coding region: 231-1364 (377 amino acids)
Cellular component (GO): cytoplasm
Source: RefSeq, a predicted model, not a curated record